CCCCCCCCCAAAAAUGGUGGUGUUCGCCGGAGGAGGUAGCCGUGCAAGCAUGGGCAGCCUAGCCACCCACGUCAUCAAGGGGCGGUGGUUCAUGGUGUUCGCCACCACUCUCAUCAUGGCGGCGGCGGGCGCGACCUACAUGUUCGGGCUCUACUCCGGCGACAUAAAAGGCGCGUUGGGCUACGACCAAACCACCCUCAACCUCCUCAGCUUCUUCAAGGACUUAGGCUCCAACGUGGGCGUCCUCUCCGGCCUAAUCAACGAGGUCACGCCCCCCUGGGUCGUCCUCUUCAUCGGCGCCGCCCUCAACUUCUUCGGCUACUUCAUGAUGUGGCUCGCCGUCACCAAAAAAAUCUCGACCCCGAAAGUCUGGCAAAUGUGCCUCUACAUCUGCGUGGCCGGGAACUCGCAGUCCUUCGCCAACACCGGCGCGUUGGUCACGUGCGUCAAGAACUUCCCCGAGAGCCGCGGCGUCGUCCUCGGACUCCUCAAAGGCUUCGUCGGCCUCAGCGGCGCAAUAUUGACGCAGCUCUUCCACGCCGUUUACGGUAACGAUUCUAAAUCGCUCAUUCUCUUGAUCGGGUGGUUGCCGGCCGUUAUCUCCCUCGUUUUUCUCCGGACGGUGCGGAUUAUUAAGGCCGUGCGGGUCGCCCGGGAGCUCAAAGUGUUCUAUAGAUUUCUCUACGUCUCGCUCGGCCUCGCCGGGUUUCUCAUGGUCGUUAUCAUCCUUCAAAAGAAAUUCGAUUUCUCCCGAGUUGAAUACAGUUUCAGCGCCGUCACUGUUGUUUUCUUGCUCUUUUUGCCGCUCGCCAUUGUGUUCAAAGAAGAGAUCGGUGUUUGGAAGAACAAGAAUCUGGCGGUGGAGGAUAAAGUGUUGGACGACUUGAAGGUCGUAGUCACCAAGGAGAAGGAGAAGCAGCUGCCGGAGACCGAAGAAACGUCGGUUUCUUGCUGGAAAACGGCGUUUCAGCCGCCGGAAAGAGGAGAAGACUACACGAUACUCCAAGCACUUUUCAGCGUCGACAUGUUAAUUCUCUUUCUGGCCACUAUAUGCGGCGUGGGGGGGACGUUAACCGCAAUCGACAACCUAGGACAGAUCGGGACAUCCCUGGGAUACCCGAAAAAGAGCAUAAGCACAUUCGUGUCUCUCGUCAGCAUAUGGAACUACCUCGGCCGAGUAGCCGCCGGUUUCCUGUCGGAGCAUUUCUUAACCAAGUACAAAUUCCCCCGCCCUCUAAUGCUCACCAUAAUCCUCUCGAUCUCCUGCGUGGGCCACCUCCUAAUCGCCUUCAACGUCCGCGGCGGCCUCUACGCCGCGUCGGUGAUCAUCGGGUUCUGCUUCGGCGCCCAGUGGCCGCUGCUCUUCGCCGUGAUCUCCGAGCUGUUCGGGCUGAAAUACUACUCCACGCUGUACAAUUUCGGGUCCACGGCGAGCCCGAUCGGGUCGUAUAUUCUGAACGUGAGAGUGGCGGGGCGCUUGUAUGAUAGAGAGGCGGAGAGGCAAAUGAAGGCGCUGGGGAAGAUCAGAAGGGACGGUGAGGAUUUGAAUUGCGUUGGGGUUAAGUGUUUUCAGUUGGCUUUUUUUAUUAUCACUGGCGUUACGGUUUUUGGAGUUCUUGUUUCUGCGGUUUUGGCGGUUAGGACUAGGAGGUUUUAUAAGGGAGAUAUUUAUAGGAAGUUCCGGGAGCAGGCCGCGGCGGCGGAGACGGAAAUGGCCGCCGCCGGUGCCGGAAAUGGGGCUGUAAUUCCUACCACGAAGGUGUAGACUGUAGAGUGGGAUUUAGCACAUAUACGUAAUGGGAAGUACCCAAAAACAACAAAGGAAAGAAAGAUAUAUUUAAUAGGAAUUUAGACAGCAAUUAGACAUCAAUUAUGGGAGGCAAAUAUGUGUUGAUUGAUCCAUAGUGAACUUUUAAAUUCUGGAAUAAUUGAUUCUCCAUGUAUAAUUUAUAAAUGAAAAAUACUUGAUGUACCGCAAA
This is a messenger RNA of Ipomoea triloba (trilobed morning glory), 1979 nucleotides long. Its product is annotated as protein NUCLEAR FUSION DEFECTIVE 4-like. The record is from RefSeq and is a predicted model, not a curated record. Lineage: Eukaryota; Viridiplantae; Streptophyta; Magnoliopsida; Solanales; Convolvulaceae. Bases 14 to 1765 code for a protein of 583 amino acids. Gene Ontology annotation, cellular component: membrane. The transcript has 2 exons.